Messenger RNA from Pomacea canaliculata, 1563 nucleotides. RefSeq names its product copine-3-like. The record is from RefSeq and is a predicted model, not a curated record. Gene Ontology annotation, molecular function: calcium-dependent phospholipid binding. Bases 360 to 878 code for a protein of 172 amino acids. Gene Ontology annotation, cellular component: plasma membrane. Gene Ontology annotation, biological process: cellular response to calcium ion. The transcript is spliced from 7 exons. NCBI's taxonomy places the organism in Eukaryota, Metazoa, Mollusca, Gastropoda, Architaenioglossa, Ampullariidae.
UUUCUCUCGACAGGAGAGCCAAACGCCAAAGACAGUGCCUGCAGCUGUUGCUCAUCCUGGUUUUCGUGUGAACGGUCUGGAUACCUCUUGUUCCACCAGAUCAGGACAUUUAUGAAAAUCAAUUUCUUUUAUAGAUGAGUGUAAUUAGUAUCUUGAACUUCUAUUGAAAACUCACAAGGGACGAUAUCAGAAAACUGCGAAAGUAUCGUCUGCAAGCAGCGUUAUGAGAAAUACGAGUUCCUGUUUCAGUGUCAAACUUUUCUUGGAUACGUGACCUUCUGUUUCUUAUUCUGAGCAGACGCACAUCGUAAUGCUGUAUUUUCAAUGUCCUUUUGGGUGUACAUUUUUUUUAUGUGGCUAUGGUCAUUGCAGCUGCUCAGACCAGCCUUUUCAAACUUCGACCCCUCAGAAGAAAGCCAAAAGUGAGCGCAGAAGAAAUCAAAGAGGGUGAUGAAAAUGUUUUAACUUUUCGGGGCAAGGCACUUGACAAAAUGGAUUUUUUUGGUAAGUCAGAUCCCUAUUUGGAGAUUUUGCGAUCAACACCAGGUGGUAGCUGGCAGCUAGUGCACAGGACAGAGGUUGUGAAAAAUAACCUCAACCCAAGCUGGAAGCCUUUUGAGCUUUCUGUCAAUACUCUUUGUGGCAGGAAUAAAAAACAGAUCAUGAAGUUUGAUGUGUAUGACUGGGACAGUGAUGGGUCUCAUGAUUACAUUGGAGGAUUUUCAGCCCCACUGGAAGACAUGCUCCAAGCACAGCAGCAUGAGUUGCAUUUGUGGUGGAUAUGUUGGGCUGCUCAAGCAGAGUGGACAUCAACACUCACAAGAUCUCAGCGCUGCAUAGAGUGGGGAGACUCCAGCAAGGCAAACCGAGACCGGUGAUAGUAAAAUUUGUCUCCAGGAAAGACGAGGAACAAGUCAUCAAAGCGCGCUGCAGACUGAAGGGAUCAGGAAUCGUAAUAUCAGAGGACCUAACACAUUUAAACAUCCAAAGACUUAAUCGUCUCAAACAACAAGAAGGAGUGGUAGAUGCAUGGUCGGCAGCAGGAGGUAGGCUGUUUGCAAAACUUCGAGAUUCCAGUGUGGUAGAAAUAAAAAGUGGAGACACGAGUCCCAUAGACAGGAAGCUAACUGAGUUACACAACGAACAACGAAGUCAACACCAAAGGAGGAGCGAGGGCAACCCGCAACGCUUUCCUCAGGAUACCCUUCAGAGACAGCAUGUUCACCGGCCGCAAAUUCAUCAGCAGCCGACCCAUAAAGAAAAAGCUCAGCGGGGACUGUCAACACCUCCCUCUCAGCUCUCAAGAUCCAGCCAUUCUACCCCAACUACACCUACAUCAGCCGCGGAAGCAGGUUCGCCCCAACCAGAUCAACAAACCGUGAAUGAAGUGACUGAGGUGUGCAGGGGAUGAGCAAGUGUGUAUAUAAAGGAUAUUACUUGUGCAAAAAACAAUUCUAUUUCUCAACACCAGCUUACUGGUAAGUGCAUCAACAUUAAUGUGCACACCCUUAUUUGAGAUACGCCUUCAGAUUUCCUCUGAUUCCCUUUCCUUGCUUCCAAUGA